GUACAAUGUUGAGAAUUUACAGCAGAGCUCUGGUAAGGGUGGGGAUGGGGAAGCCCUGGUACUUGGUGAAGCCUGUAUCUGUGGUUGCUAGCAGAAACCUGAGCCAGCAGAAGGGACUUCCCCGUCUGCCUGUCCCCUCUCUGCAGCAGAGCUUAGAGAACUACCUCAGCUUCCUGGAGCCCAUCCUGGAGCUGGACGAGCUGCAGAGAGCCACAGAGCUGGUGGAAGAGUUUCAGAAACAAGGAGGGGUCGGAGAGAGACUGCAGAGAGACCUGGAGAGGGCAGCAAGUAACACUGACAACUGGAUGACAGACAAAUUAAAGAUUGUACAUCACAAAGAACGUUCUUCUGUGGUAGUUCAUUUUAACUACGGGAUGAGCUUACCCCGAGGACACUUCAAGGAUAAACAGGCACAGACGAGGUGUGCUGCAGAACUCAUUGAGGCUACAUUGCAUGUAAAGACAAUGAUUGACAAUGACACACUACCAAUUGAAUACAUAAGAGGGAAACCGCUGUGUAUGGAGCAGUACAAAGAGAUAAUGUCAUCCUGCCGAAUCCCACAACUGAAGAUGGACUCAAUGAUGUUCUACACCAGAAAACACAUCACUGUAGUACACAACUGUCAGUUCUUUGUGCUGGAGGUGCACAACAGUGAUGGGACUCUGCUGACAGUGGAUCAGCUCUGUGUUCAGCUGGAGAGGAUCUACAACUCCUCACUACAGACCGACAUGGAACCUGUCGGCAUCCUCACCACCGAGAAUCGGGACAACUGGAGUAAAACCUACAUGAACCUCAUCCAGGAUGAGACCAACAAAGCGUCAGUGUCCACUAUCCAAAGCAGCAUCUUCACCCUGUGUUUGGAUGGAGCGAUGCCCCCAGUGUCUGAGGAGAUGUAUUACAGCAGUGAUUGUCACCAGAUCCUGCAAGGAGGAGGCAGCCAGUGGAACAGUGCAAAUCGCUGGUUUGAUAAAGGGCUGCAGCUCAUUAUCAGAGAAGAUGGGACAUCUGGUAUAAACCUUUGUCAUGCUGUGGCUGAUGGUUCGGUCGGAGUGAAAUUCUGUGAUCACAUUGUAGAAUCUCUAAACAGGAAAAAGCCACAGGUGAUGCAGUCUCACAUGGAGCCUUUGCCUGCGCCCCAGAAACUACACUUCAACAUCACACCUGAGAUCAAGAAGGACAUUGAGGAGGCCAAGCAGCACAUGGACAUACUGGCCCGAGACGUGGAUCUGAGGUACUCGGUCUUUGACCACUUUGGGGGAAAAAGCCUAAAGGCCAACAAGUUGAGCCCCAAUGAUUUCGUACAGAUGGCGGUACAGCUGGCCUACUACAGGACACACCAGCGGUUCUGUCAAUCGAUGGAGCUGGUCUCUCUUCGUAUGUUCAGACUGGGCCGUUUAAGUUUCAACAAGUUACACACGCCUGCCUCAGCUAACUUUGUCAAGGCUUUUGAUGACCCAAAUAAACAGAACUCAGAGAAGGUUGAUUUAUUGGAGAAAUCUAUGGAGGCACACAGAUUGAACAUUACCAAUGCACUCGAAGGAAACCCCUCAGAAACACAUCUGUUGGGUCUUAUGCAACAGUCUACUGAAGAAAAAAUCCCAAUGCCUGAUAUUUUCACAGAUCCCACCUUCCUAAAAUCCUUUCAAUACAGAUUCUUUGCAACUCAGGUAACAUCCAGCAGAGGGUGUCAGGUCUGUAACGGCAGCUACAGUCCCGGACUAUUCGAGGUGGUCUUUGGUAUCAACGACUAUGACAUUGACCUCUACGUGUCCAGUCUUUCAGCUGGCGACAGCUGCACAGAAAGUAAUGGAGUCCGUCUGAUGGGAGCCCUGCAUGAUGCACUGCUGGACAUGAGGACCCUGCUGCAACAAACGUCAAGACCCCAAUUGUGAAGAUAAUCCAGACUUUCCAAUAAUUUACAAUUAUGACUUAUCUGUAAGCUUAUUUUCCUCCUUCAUUGGGAUGUUCAUUUAUGUGUGCAUGUUUAUUCAAAAGAUUUAGGUAGGCUCACAUUUGUUUGGUGAACCAAUGACUUGUUAUAGAUAUAAGUUUUAUACAUGAUAGUAAUACCAGCAUUUGGAGCAACAUAAGCUGCUCCUCUGUACACACAAGAAACCAUAAUCUAAUAAAUAAAUCUA
Cottoperca gobio is the source of this 2138-nucleotide messenger RNA. Its product is annotated as carnitine O-acetyltransferase-like. The record is from RefSeq and is a predicted model, not a curated record. The transcript is spliced from 14 exons. Gene Ontology annotation, cellular component: peroxisome. NCBI's taxonomy places the organism in Eukaryota, Metazoa, Chordata, Actinopteri, Perciformes, Bovichtidae. Gene Ontology annotation, biological process: carnitine metabolic process, CoA-linked. Gene Ontology annotation, molecular function: carnitine O-acetyltransferase activity. Bases 6 to 1892 code for a protein of 628 amino acids.